Molecule: messenger RNA, 2413 nt
Organism: Chelmon rostratus (copperband butterflyfish)
Lineage: Eukaryota; Metazoa; Chordata; Actinopteri; Chaetodontiformes; Chaetodontidae
Product: group 3 secretory phospholipase A2-like
Exons: 7
Coding region: 97-2283 (728 amino acids)
Biological process (GO): arachidonate secretion; phospholipid metabolic process
Molecular function (GO): A2-type glycerophospholipase activity
Source: RefSeq, a predicted model, not a curated record
GACCGGCGCGUUUCUAUAGAAGUACACAGAAGCUGCAAUGAAGGUGGAAUAAUUCGUCCACUUUAACCCGUCAGCUGGUCUUGAACUGGAUUGGUUAUGCACCCAUUUUACGUUGAGAUGCAAAACAGAUGCCUACUACAACUUCUUUAUGCCGUAUCAUCACUCAUCUUGUCAAAAGCAGAAGACGUGGUGGGAUCAGGUCUCUCCUGUCUCAGCUCGAGUCCGGCGGACGACGGACUGACGCGCGUCACGUUUCUGCGAGAGGACGCGGCCGGCGUGCGCUCCCUGUACCUCACCCUGUGGUCCGAGGAUCUGCGCCCGGUGACAUGCCGAGUCAACACAAGCCCGCUCCUCACGGAAAGAUACCGCGCCUUUUGCGAAGGAAGCGGCACGCAGGGUCAAGGAGUCAGCCAGAGGUUUAAUAUCAGUUUGGUGUUGGCUCCGGAUGCUCCCUGCGCGCUCGUCUCCUCCAGCGCGCCACACUUUCCAGGGCGCACAAGAGGAGAUGGCACAGGGGGGAAAGCGCGCAGGAAACGCGCCUGGAUAUUUCCAGGGACGCUGUGGUGCGGCACUGGAAGCAAAGCGGUCGGAUACGAACAGCUAGGGAUGUUUGAGAGCACAGACAGAUGCUGCCGAGAGCACGACCAGUGCCUGCAUGUCAUCCCAGCUUUCACGGUGAAUUAUGGAGUCUUCAACACCAAACUCUACACUGUCUCACACUGUGACUGUGACCAAAGGUUUCGACAGUGUCUUCUUGGUGUGAAUGACACCAUUUCCAGUAUGGUGGGUUACAGCUUCUUCAGCAUCCUGCAGGUUCCCUGCUUUGAGCUCAUACUGCAGAGGCAUUGCACUGAGAUAUACUGGUGGGGAAUGUGCAAAGUAGUAAAAGAGGCUCCAUAUGCUGUCUUAAAAAAGCCCCUCCCCUACAACACCACUGAUUUUACAAGCCAGUAUGGGGAUGACGACAGCUCAGCAAGUAUUGAGAGGCAGCAUGUAACCGAAAGCCCCGUGAUCAACACAAAGUCACCUGAAAGCAGACAUACAUGUAGCUCCAAAGACCCACCCAGAGGAGACACUUUCUACCACAGGCGGACAAAAGGGAAAGGAUGUAAAAGAUACUGGAAACUGUACACAGCAGCACCCUCUCGGGCACACAACACAACUUCUUCAAAGGAAACCAGUCGUUUACAUGCCUCUACAAGUAUCACAUCGAUGUCAAAUAAGAAAAGAGCUGGCAAAAAGAAGAGCACCAGAAAGGGCCUGUCGACAUACCCCAAACAGAGAAACCAAGUUCCACCACAGGUGACCACAAGCUCAUAUCCACAAACAACAUCUACAACACAAGGCGCCCCAUCUACAGCUCAGAAGCCAGCACUUCAGCUACAUUUACCGACAGCCGUCACAGCCGUGACCGAAACCACCAUAAGUCACAAAAAAGGCUCAAAACAAAGUCGCUGCUGUGCAGUCAGGAUUACUCUGAGAGGUGACAAUUUUCAGCCUCAUUGCAAAAGUUGUCCAGAACAAACAACGACAUCUCACAUGACAGCUGUUACACCCUCAACAGCUGCAUAUGGAUUACCGAUCAAAGCGACAACAAUUGAGAGGGCGCGGCUCAAACAGUCAACGGAAACACCCCAGCGAGACACUUGGAGUGAAGCUCCUUCUGCUGCGCCGGCCACAACUCAAGCAAAGACAACAGCCUCCGUUCAUAAAGAUGGCAAGCCACGAAAGCAGAUGGUGCCACAUCUCCUGUGGAAUAACACAAGCCAGGAGCCCAUGGGUAGAGCCAAAGCCCCAAACUCACAUGCAGAGAGAGGCCUGAAACUCAAUAUUGGGUUACAUAACAUGACAGACAAUCAGCUCCUGUGCAGAAGCCUCAAACAUCUGGAUGAAUGUAAAUACAAAAUCCCUCCUUUGGAGAAGAAGUAUAACCUGCAGAACGUGGAGUCAAAGACUGUCUACCACUGUGACUGCACCAGCCGCUUGGCGGUUCAGAUUGAAAGCUCAAAGCAACCCAGAAGUGUCCCCAAGCUGCUGGUGGAUUUCGUCUCUCAAUACUGCUUUAAACUGCCGAAGGAGAAAAAAUGCCACGGCAGAAAAAGCUGUUCUGGAGGCUUCACUAAAGCCUCUGACCUACUUGGAGCACUUAAGAAGAUGGAGGAAAAAGACUCAGCUGGGGUGCGAAAUUCACGCAAUGGUAGAAAAAGAGGGAUUCCUGUUCGCUUUUAUAAGCGAUGCCUAAGGCUGGAAAGAGAAGCCGAUAUAAUGGCACCGCUCACAUGAUUAUAGACUAAACUGCUAUAUGCAGCAACAAAGAAUUAAGCUUUAAGAUUCAUGCAGCAUUUUCUGUUUCUCUCUGAUGGUGUAAAACGGCGGUGUGGAAAAUAUUCACUCAAACCCUCAAACACUGUAA